AUGCUCGAGCUCGAGGUUCAAAAGCUUCAACUUCAGAUUGAGUACGAAAGGCUGUGGCAGACAAGGACGAGUGCUGAACGUCUCAAUGGUUCGUUGCCGAGCACUGGGUCUGAGCGGGGCGAUCAGAGGCGGAUGGGUUUCGAUUCCAUCGAGCAAUGCGCAAAAGUGCUGAAAGGGUUCCGCCUGCCGUGUGACGCGGAUGUCCCAUUAUGGUUUGAGGAAGUAGAAAAACUUUUUGCUACGUACAGGGUACCGUAUGAGAGUCGCGUGCAUCUGGUCAUGCCAGCGCUAACUGAACGCGUUCGCUACCUACUGCGUAACCUCAACCAGGAAGAGAGUACGGAUUACGAGUCAGUUAAAGAGGCAGUGUUGAUGGAACUGAAGCUUUCUCCGGCAGAGUAUCUGCAGAGGUUUGAGAGAGCAGUGAAGCGUAAGGAGGAGACGUGGUCACAGUUCGCGUCGCGAGUGAAAACGUACUUCUCUUACUACCUCCAAGUGAGAGGGGCAGCCACUGUAGAUGUGAUGGCAGAACUCAUGGUUGCGGAUCGUAUAAAAUCGGGCCUUAGUAUAGAGGGUCUCGAGUACGUGAGGCUACGGGAAGACGAGGGAUGGCUGAGGCCACCUGAGAUCGCCAGAGUGCUGCAGACUUUUGAACAAGCGAAAGGCAAGGGAUACGCUUCAAAGCUGUCAGCGGUAGUGAUGGGGCAAAAGCCGACGCGAGGGGAGAAAGGUGGCCUCAAGUGCUACAUAUGUCAUGGCUCAGGCCACUUCGCUAAGGAUUGCCCGAAGUCUGGUGAGCAGGAAAAGCAAUCAAAGAAGGUUAUCGAGCCAAGGCAGAGGGCACAAAAAGUAGCGAUAGCCCACGAGACGGGAAGUGAGAUGCCUGAUGGAGUCCUUACUGCAAAGGUAAAAGUACUGAAACACAAAGAAGGCAUGACUAAACUACAGUUAAUUCCUAUUGCAUGCGGAGAUGUAUCCACAGAUGCGAUUCUAGAUACGGGGAGUGAAAUAACUGUGAUGCGGGAGAGUCUGCUUCCGCAAAGUCUCGUGGAGCCGUCAGGCACGAUAAGAUUGGUGUCUGCAUUUGGUAAGACUAUCGAGGCAAAGCUAGUUACGUUGCCGCUAAAGCUAAAUACCCCGCAAAUUGCUGCGGAACCUCAGCAUGUUGACCUACUCUGCGCGUUGACUAAUGAGCUGGUCGAGGGCACGGAUUGUUUGCUGACCAAGGAAGAUUGGGAACACCUGCUGAAGGCCAGCAGCUCUCUGACAUCCCUUGGAGUACCGGCCGAGCCUGCCCAGGGGGUAGAACUAUCAAAUCAGGAAGCCGAGGUAGUGGCCGGCAUCGUUACUUUGGAGGAGGAAGGUGUUUUCGGGGAAGUUCAGCUGGCUGAUCAAGAGAGGGAUGAGUCAUUAGGCCAGAGAGAAGAGUUCCGCGCAGUGCAGCUAGCUGAUGCUACCUUAAAGAAAGGUUGGGAAUAUGCUCGGAGUGGAAAAUCCGGCAUGUUCGUCUCUGAUGGACUCUUACACCACCGGGACUCGAUUCUAGGCACCCGAGUCCUAGAAAAGGCUGGGCUGAAAGCCAGUCCGGAGAAGUGUCAGGUUGCACAAUCCCACAUUCAUUACCUCGGGCAUAUUGUCGGCUCAGGGACGCACGCACCAGAUCCAGAAAAGAUAGCUGCAAUUAGGAAUCUGGUUCCACCGCGCACUAAAAAGGAGCUACGCAGCCUGCUAGGACUGUGCGGCUACUACCGCGAGUACGUCAGAGAAUAUGCAGAGGUGGCGAGCCCGCUCACGCGGUUAACAAAGAAAGCGGUACCCAAUAGGAUACCCUGGCCGGAGGAAGGCUCAGACCGCAUUUGA
This is a messenger RNA of Dermacentor silvarum, 1860 nucleotides long. RefSeq lists its product as uncharacterized. Gene Ontology annotation, molecular function: nucleic acid binding; zinc ion binding; aspartic-type endopeptidase activity. The coding region runs from base 1 to 1860 and encodes 619 amino acids. The record is from RefSeq and is a predicted model, not a curated record. Gene Ontology annotation, biological process: proteolysis. The transcript has 2 exons. NCBI's taxonomy places the organism in Eukaryota, Metazoa, Arthropoda, Arachnida, Ixodida, Ixodidae.